This is a messenger RNA of Athalia rosae (coleseed sawfly), 2751 nucleotides long. RefSeq names its product cyclin-A2 (gene CycA). Gene Ontology annotation, molecular function: cyclin-dependent protein serine/threonine kinase regulator activity. The record is from RefSeq and is a predicted model, not a curated record. Lineage: Eukaryota; Metazoa; Arthropoda; Insecta; Hymenoptera; Athaliidae. Gene Ontology annotation, cellular component: nucleus; cytoplasm; cyclin A2-CDK2 complex. The transcript is spliced from 6 exons. The coding region runs from base 416 to 1807 and encodes 463 amino acids. Gene Ontology annotation, biological process: mitotic cell cycle phase transition; regulation of cyclin-dependent protein serine/threonine kinase activity.
UUCAAUUAAUUGUCUUGGUGACAGCACCGGGUGUGCACUAGCACGGUAAAAUGGGAGGGAAUAAAUUUGGCCGACCAUGAUGGUUUUGGGAACGAAGCCUGCUGUGAUUGGCAGUCUGAAUUCUGAAGGCUCAAUCAUUGUUUCGAUUGGUGAAUUCAAGCAACGCUUGUAACGUAUCGCCAGCUGUUGGAGUUACGUUUGUUUAAAAUCAAACGGCGAGACAAGUUUGUUGGUGUUGCUCCAAAGCUCCAAUUUUCUCUGCAAUGCUCGGGCGGUUUUGAAGCGACGUACUGAAAUAUUGAGGAAGAGCGGGCACCUAACGUGUCUGUACUUACUUACCGCUAAAAAAAAUAAGUCUGUGCGUACUUCUGAAUACGCAUUAACUCAACGGAGGAUAAAAUAAAUCGAAAAAAUAAUGGCCACAAUUCGGGUGCACGAGGACCAGGAGAAUCGCAUUGCCGAUGUCAUGCGGACUAAAGAGAACAUCACUGUGCCGAACCCGAGCCAAGGAUUACAGCAAAGCAAACGGGCUGUUCUUGGAAUCAUCAACAACAACUGCCUCAGGACUACCAAGCCAGAGCUCAAUAACAAAGAUGAAAAGUAUCCAAAGGCUAAAACAUUCGUGCCCAGCCAGUACGAAACAUUUAAGAUUUAUGAGGACAAGAAGGAAGAUGGACCGUUCAAGGUCUAUGAGGAUAAAUUGGAGAAGGAAACGUCUGUUGCUUUAAGAGAAACUAAAGCAAUUAAGGAACCGAAGGCAAAACAAGUUGUGGAGAUAACCACUAAAGGUGAAAGGGAAAAGCCGGUACUGGAGGCAAUUCCUACGAUUUUACCGUCGUUUCGAGCUGCCCUGCAAGAAAUAAAUCAGAAGAAAAGGGAUGAAGCAUUUUUGCCACAAGAGAGUCCCAUGUCCUUGGAGAAAUCACUUACCUUCGCAGAUUCUUCAAUGGAGGAUAACGCAGCUAAACGAGAAGCAAGCAAGGCACUGAGGCUCAACUUCUUUGAUUGCGAUGAAUACAGGGCAGAUAUAAACAGUUAUCUCAGAUCUGCAGAGACUCAUCACAGACCUAAGCCUGGAUAUAUGAAAAAACAGCCAGACAUAACAUAUUCGAUGCGGUCUAUACUAGUUGACUGGUUAGUAGAGGUAGCUGAAGAGUACCGGUUACACAGCGAAACUUUAUAUUUGGCUGUAUCUUACAUCGACCGUUUCCUAUCCUACAUGAGUGUUGUCCGAGCCAAAUUGCAACUUGUUGGUACUGCAGCGAUGUUCAUUGCUGCCAAAUAUGAAGAAAUUUAUCCUCCUGAUGUCGGUGAGUUUGUAUACAUCACGGACGACACCUAUACAAAGAAGCAAGUGUUACGCAUGGAACAUCUGAUACUUCGUGUUUUGUCCUUCGACCUUACCGUACCAACACCACUAGCUUUCCUCACUGAUCUCUGCAUCAGUUACAAUCUUUCUGAGAAGAUUCAGUACUUAGCCAUGUAUUUGUGCGAGUUGUCUAUGCUGGAAGCAGAUCCAUACCUCGCAUUUCUGCCAAGUCAUUUGGCCGCAGCAGCUAUAGCCCUGGCACGACACACAUUAAAUGAAGAAGCUUGGCCUGAUGAUUUCGCAAUUGCAACUGGCUACAGCUUCAAAGAACUCAAAGGAUGCAUAGGCUAUCUCAACAAGACCUUCGGAAAUGCAUGCAACAUUCAACAACAGGCCAUUCAAGAGAAGUACAAAAGCAGCAAGUACGGACAUGUAGCUCUUUUACUUCCUCGCAGUACUGAUAUUUCUGGCAGUGAAGAUGAUGGCGAAAGUGCCUAGGUACCCGUCAUUAUGUGUGAUGAAUCGGAAGCAGAGCACGUUCUGAAUAGGAAUGGUAAAUAACGAACCUCCAGCAACGAAUCCCAUUAUCAGGAAAGUAUCUAGGGGGGGAUCAGGGCAAGACUGAUUGACUCUUCUGCGUACAGAAAAGUGCAUGCAUUAUUCUCAAUUUAGUCCAUUCAGCCGGUACACUGCCUACAAGUAAUAAUAAGGCAUUAAUUAAUGUACUGAAGUACCUACACUUAUUCUUACCAACUUUGGUCAAAUGCAAAUUUUAAUAACCAUUUCAAGAUCCCGUCGUUAUAUUAACGUGCAGGCAUCUCGAUUGCGUUCUUUCAAAUUUGUUAGUAUUUUUAUACUAGUUAUAAAUAUUUUCUAAGCAAUUUUAAUUGAAUUUUUGCCAUUUUUAUGGUAAUAUCAAAAAGAAAAACAUCGAACUAGAAAAAAAGAACGAAAAAUUCUUAGUUCUGUUGCCAGUGAAGUGUGAACAGUAACGAUAAUACUAAUAAUCUCUGUAUUUAUUACCAAUACUUUACUAUUAGAUACACAUUAUACUAUUGUGAUAACCGCAUUUCAUUCAAUUCUAUAUUUGUUAAAUUUAUUACCGUGUCUUCAACAGCCUGUCAUGUCUUGUACUGUUAUUUAUUUACAACGUUCUAGAUAUUUUACUACUUUACUACUCGAACUAUUUAUUGUUCGAAUGCUAUGAACUGGUAUUAUUCUUAUAGUAUCCAAUGAAUAUUAAAAAAUGAAUUUGUGCACAUAUGAAAGAUGAAACGCGGCAACUCACGAAUGCAAAAUACUAGCGAAAAAAUGUGCGGGCACACAGGGCGCAAGUCCUCAAGCUCGGACUACUAAAUUAAAUGCGUUGGACAUAAAACAUGCGACUGCAUUGAAUAUUACAAUUCAGACCGAUGUAAUAAAUUAUUAUUUUAUACAAUAAA